Messenger RNA from Symbiodinium sp. CCMP2456, 1710 nucleotides. NCBI's taxonomy places the organism in Eukaryota, Dinophyceae, Suessiales, Symbiodiniaceae. The record is from the annotation of a GenBank genome assembly.
AUGGGCUUUGCAUGGAAGCGGCCCAGCCGCCACAGUCCACUUUUUGAGGGUCAGAGCUCCAAACAAAGAGACUUUACUCGUAGCUUCCUUGAGGACAUUCAAGCUCGGAGACAUGGAGCCCCGCACUCAAGUCAACGGCUUUACACGCCCUGCUCUUCAUCUAGAGCCAUGGCUUCUUGUCUGGACGACACGCUGGCACAGCACCUCCUGGGGGUCAGGCCGCAGCGCUUGAAAGUUCCAGCUCUUCCUGGACCCAUCCUCUCCCAGCUGGCGGACCUCGCGGAUGCAAGGCGUCGCCCCGAAGUCUUGGACCGGCUUGUGGAGGCGCUGAGACCCAGCCAAGCCGAGAUUGCGGAGUUCCUGGGCUCGCACGUGGUGAAGGCCUUCUCUGUCGGCCCUGCCUCUCGGGGCCCUGCGCAGCUGCGUGGCGUGGAGGUGGCGCCUCUGCCCGGCCAGGGCCGGUCCUUGCUGGCGAAACGCGACCUCCCUCGAGGAAGCGUCUGCAUCCAGGAGCAGCCCCUGGCGUCUGUGGCCACGGGCAGCGAGAAGCCGGAGCUGCACGCGGAGACGCGCUUGGCCUUGCAGCUCUUGGCAGCUUCGAGGGCCGGGCUGGCGGACUUGGCGAAGGACCUGCUGGACCAUGGCGGCCGAGACCCGUUGGCUCUGAAGAGCCGGGCCGUGGUCGCCGUCUGUACGGCGCUCUGUAUUCCGAAUUUACCUGCCUCGCAGCUCUGCCGGGAAGCAGAGGAGGCCUUUUCUUGGCUCGGACGUGUUCGCAUCAAUGCUGUGGCAGUCACGGCUUUGGCUGAGAGUGGCUCUGGUGAGUUGACGAGCACCAAAAAUGCCCUCGCCCUGUAUCCAAACCUUGCAAAGAGCGUGAACCACGCCUGCAAGCCAAAUGCCUUGCUCCGCUUUGACAAGGACACCAACGGUGUGGAAGUCGUGAUCUCCUCACCAAAUGGAGUCAACGCUGGGGAGGAAGUGACCAUUUCUUACGGCCCUACAGGCGCCUCACACCUGCGCUCAGAAAGACAACAGAAGCUGAGCAGCCAGUACGGUUUCGACUGCCUUUGCGAAGCUUGCGCCUCAUCCGUGCAGGACGAGGACUUCCAGUGGAAAGAACGGGCCAGGCAGCUUGACCUGCGUGCGGAGGAGGCCGCCGGACGUGGGGCCUGGCUCGAAGCCGUGACGGCCUCGUCGGCGGCCCUGGCCCUGCUACGUCAGGGCUACGGAGCAGGAGAUGUUGAGCUAGCCAGAGAGGAAUGCAAGUUGGCGGGCUUGUCCCUUCGUGCUGGCAAGGUCGACAAAGCCCGCGAGUUGUGGUCAUCGGCUGCUGAAGUGCUGAAGCCCCUCAGCUGCUCCACUGAUCCAGACCUGGUGGAGGCGGAGGAGAUGCUCCGCCGACUGCCGCAACAGAAGGGAAGCGAGGUCCCGUCAUCACGGCAGCCUGAGCCGAUGCCGACAGUGACAGGCUUUGCUGCAGCUGGGAGCCGCAGCGACUUCGCUGCGGCCCUGCGGCGCCUCCAGAACGCCAUUGACACGGCGAGCUUGGGGAAGGGCCCCGGAAGUUCGAAACGUCCCCAGAGCAAGGUUGAGGCAGACACGACGACCGUGACUGACAGCUUUGCUGGGGCAAUCUUCGGGCUAGAGAGCCUGAACCUGUCUCCGGCCGAGAAAGCCAAGCUUCAGGCGGCCAUGAGUUCCGGCUGA